Marasmius oreades (fairy-ring Marasmius) is the source of this 1731-nucleotide messenger RNA. RefSeq lists its product as uncharacterized. The transcript has 10 exons. The record is from RefSeq and is a predicted model, not a curated record. Lineage: Eukaryota; Fungi; Basidiomycota; Agaricomycetes; Agaricales; Marasmiaceae. Bases 1 to 1731 code for a protein of 576 amino acids.
AUGCCUGAUCAUUUCAGAGAAUCUACUCUCAUAUCUCUGACUGACACAGUCACUCACGACCAUGAUGACGACUUGCAACCCCCUUCCCCAGAUUCUGCUACUGUGCUCUCUCAUGAUAGAGUUAGGAGGAUGACAGAUCCCCCGACUUCCCUCCCUACUUAUGGCAAGCCUUUGCCUGUACGAAGAAAAGAAACACUUGACCCCCGCAUUGUACCUCCAAUCAUACCACCGGAGCACUCGCAUCGUACACUCGUUUUGUGUUUCGAUGGUACUGGGGACCAGUUUGACUGUGAUAACUCGAAUAUCGUUCAAUUCGUCUCGCUUCUGAAAAAGGAUGACUGUUCAAAGCAAAUGGUUUACUACCAGUCAGGAAUUGGAACAUAUACUUCACCGACGAUUGCAACGCCGCUUUUGUCGACCAUCACCAAGACUCUCGAUCAAGCUGUUGCCCUUAACUUGGAUGCUCAUGUCAUGGAUGGAUAUGAGUUUCUCAUGCAAAACUACAUGGAUGGUGAUCGCAUAAGCAUACUUGGCUUUUCAAGAGGGGCCUAUACCGCCCGAAGUCUAGCGGGAAUGAUUCACAAAGUGGGGCUGCUUCCCGCAGGUAAUUGGCAACAGGUACCAUUCGCAUACAAGAUGUAUACGCGAACAGACCAGCUCGGCUGGGAACAGUCUAAUGCUUUCAAGAAGGCAUUUUCUGUCAAUGUGACGAUCGACUUUGUCGGCGUCUGGGAUACCGUUGAUUCCGUGGGAUUGAUACCUAAGCGACUGCCCUUCACGGUUUCCAACACGAUCAUUCGUACUUUUAGGCAUGCGGUCUCGUUGGAUGAGCGCCGCGCAAAGUUCAAGGCAAAUCUGUGGAAUCAACCCAAUAACAAGGAUAAGAGAAUGGAGGCGGCGUCUCGAUGCGCUGUUGGUGACACACCUCCUGAACCAACUGAUAGCAAGAAGCAAGAAACGAAAAGGAAGAGCGUCGGCCAUGUUGAACAACCUUCGUUUCAUUGGUUGGACGAGGAAGAAGAGGAGCUUGCAGAUUUUGAAGGGCAAUUUUCGGCACGGAUCGAGGAUAAGCCUACCGAUGUCGAGGAAGUUUGGUUUGCAGGAUGUCAUUCUGAUGUUGGCGGUGGAUCGGUCAAUAACUCGACAAGGCAUUCUUUGGCUCGGAUUUCACUCCGGUGGAUGAUUCGAGAAUGCUUCAAGGCCAAUACAGGGAUCAUGUUUGAUUCCCGUCAACUCCGAAAAGUAGGACUUGACCCCACUACUCUUUAUCCUUUUGUCACCCCGCGCCCGUCACCUCUUCCCAGCACCACUUUACGAGUUCUGUCCGCGUCAGGCGGAGAGAAAAAACAUUGGUUGAAGCGUCUCUUCUCAAAACGGCCUGUGGCCACAACUGAAGAGGACCAGGAUUAUCCUGUAGAGAAGCCGGGUCCUCUAACUGAAGAAGAAGAGGACCUUUGGGACGCCAUGGCACCGAUUUACGACCAGCUCAAAUGGAAUCCGAUCUGGUGGAUACUUGAGCUUAUUCCUAUGACAUUCUGUUACCAGAGAGAUGACGACAAAUGGGGUACAUGGUUCGGAAUGAAUCUUGCACAUCCCCGUGCCAUUCCAAAGCACAAGACGAACGGUAUAAAAGUACACCGAAGCGUCCAAUUACGUAUGAAAGCUUCGGAAGGGAAAAAGUACGUGCCCAAGGCAAGGUUCUCUCAUGAACAUGCAACAUGGAUCGAUUGA